Messenger RNA from Cladophialophora immunda, 1602 nucleotides. RefSeq lists its product as uncharacterized. The transcript has a single exon. Lineage: Eukaryota; Fungi; Ascomycota; Eurotiomycetes; Chaetothyriales; Herpotrichiellaceae. Gene Ontology annotation, molecular function: monooxygenase activity; heme binding; iron ion binding. The coding region runs from base 1 to 1602 and encodes 533 amino acids. The record is from RefSeq and is a predicted model, not a curated record.
AUGUUGUCGACAGACCCUGCCGUGCUCAUUGGACUCCUAUGCCUUAGUAUUGCCGGCUUGACGGGCGUUGCGGCCUUCUUUUUCAUCCGAGCGGUCUACCGGUACCUUACGGACCCAUAUGACCUGAAACGCUUCCCUGCUCCCAGCAUUGUCGCCGCCGUUACCCCCCUCUGGUGCUUCAAGCACUCUGCAGUUGGGAAUAGAUUUCAGGCGUUGGACGAUGCCCACCAAAAGCUCGGAGAAAUGGUUCGGAUCGGUCCCGACCACGUUUCCAUCAACAUGCUCGAGGCGAUCAAGGACAUCUACGGGCACGGGAGCAUGGGCAGACUGAUGAAGGCGGAUUUCUAUGAUACACUCGCAGGCGAAUACCACAACAUUGCCAACACUCGCGACAGAGAGGAGCAUCAGCGGAAGCGCAAAUAUAUCUCCAAUGCAUUCGCGCUGUCGAACAUCCUGGAGUUGGAGCCCAAAAUUGCCGGCACUCUUUCGCUGCUGCUGUCGAAGCUGGACCAGAUGGCAUCCACAACAGAGCGCUCCCGAGCGCUUGAUGUUCACGACUGGCUCAGUUUCUUCACGUUUGACGUCAUCAGCCAAGUCGCCGUUGGCGAGACAUUCGGAUUUCUGCAGAAUGGCUCAGACCAGUUCCGGGGCCAGACGAAAUACGGCAAACCUGGGAAGUGGCAUGUAGUACCCUCGACCAUAACCAGUCAGCGCGCGGCCUUUCGGUUCAAAGUGGCGCUCGGUCAAAUGUCCAAGGCGUGGUACGAUUUUUGGACUCGAAUCCUGUGGUUCUCGCGCGGCAAGACCGACGUCGACAUGUUCACGGCCGUCGCCAUUGGCCAAGUCCGUGAGCGCAUCAGGAAGGACAAGGAUCUGGAAGCGUUCCCGCCAGAUUUCAUGUCCCGACUUCUCAAGGACAAGGAGGGCAAGCCACGGAACCUCCCCUUCAUGGAACUGGUAUCGGAAGCCAUUGUCCUGCUCAAUGCAGGAAGUGACACCACCUCCUCCGGUCUGACGAGUGCAAUCUGGGAACUCGCCACUCACCCCGCAGCCCGAAAGGAAUUGCAGAAAGAGUUGGACGGUGCCCUUGGGGAGGUCGAGCUGGACAACGGUUUCCGGGUCGCAACGUAUGAACAAGUGAAGGACCUCAAAUACCUUCAGGCAUGUCUGACCGAGACGCUGCGCCUGAAUCCGCCCAUUCCGUACGGCCCUCCGCGCCUCAUCAUCGACCCCAAGGGCGUCAUGGUUGCCGGAGAGCACUUUCGGUACGGCACCACGGUCUCGGUGCCCACGUACUCCAUAAUGCGUCACCCUGACAUCUUCCCCGAUCCCAAUGCCUUCAGACCGGAGCGCUGGUUGGAAGGCGAUGAGAUUCGGAAGGAGAUGAUGCAACAAGCAUAUAUCCCAUUCAGCACGGGCCCUCGAGCGUGCCUAGGCCGUAACCUGGCCACUAUAGAGCAGCAUAUUGUCCUGGCCACCCUUUUCCACAGAUAUGACCUCGAGCUUGUCGACAAGAACUUCAUUCCGCAUUUGAAGGAGGGUUUCAAUCUAGAUCCCGGUCCCCUACCGAUUACUAUCAGGCGUCGCAAGAGGAAUCACUAA